Sapajus apella (tufted capuchin) is the source of this 2248-nucleotide messenger RNA. RefSeq names its product solute carrier family 7 member 3 (gene SLC7A3). Gene Ontology annotation, cellular component: plasma membrane. The record is from RefSeq and is a predicted model, not a curated record. The transcript is spliced from 12 exons. The coding region runs from base 175 to 2019 and encodes 614 amino acids. Gene Ontology annotation, molecular function: amino acid transmembrane transporter activity. Gene Ontology annotation, biological process: amino acid transport; transmembrane transport. NCBI's taxonomy places the organism in Eukaryota, Metazoa, Chordata, Mammalia, Primates, Cebidae.
GGGCGCUUGGCGCGCAACGACCCCAAGCCGCAGCUUUGAAGCCUGAGCGACCGAACUCGGCAGCCCCAGCCCAACUCGGCUUAACUCCGUCUCACCGGACCCAGUCCGAGAGUCUUUGCUCCCUAGAUUUGCAACAGCUAUCUGAUCCUAGCAUCCUCAUCAAUUCCUGCUAGAAUGCCGUGGCAAGCAUUUCGCAGAUUUGGUCAAAAGCUGUUACGCAGACGUACACUGGAGUCAGGCAUGGCUGAGACUCGCCUUGCCAGAUGCCUAACCACUCUGGAUUUAGUGGCCCUGGGUGUGGGCAGCACAUUGGGUGCAGGCGUGUAUGUCCUGGCUGGUGAGGUGGCCAAAGAUAAAGCAGGACCAUCCAUUGUGAUCUGCUUUUUGGUGGCUGCCGUGUCUUCUGUGUUGGCUGGGCUGUGCUAUGCGGAGUUUGGUGCCCGGGUUCCCCGUUCUGGUUCGGCAUAUCUCUACAGCUAUGUCACUGUGGGUGAACUCUGGGCCUUCACCACUGGCUGGAACCUCAUCCUCUCCUAUGUCAUUGGUACAGCCAGUGUGGCUCGGGCCUGGAGCUCUGCUUUUGACAACCUGAUUGGGAACCACAUCUCUACGGCUCUGCAGGGGUCCGUGGCACUGCAUGUGCCCCAAGUCCUUGCAGAAUAUCCAGAUUUCUUUGCUUUGGGCCUUGUGUUCCUGCUCACUGGAUUGUUGGCUCUUGGGGCUAGUGAGUCAGCCUUGGUUACCAAAGUGUUCACAGCUGUGAACCUUUUGGUUCUUGGGUUCGUCAUCAUCUCUGGCUUCAUUAAGGGGGACCUGAACAACUGGAAGCUCACAGAAGAGGACUACCAAUUGGCCAUGGCUGAAACCAAUGACACCUAUAGCUUGGGCCCUCUAGGCUCUGGAGGAUUUGUGCCUUUCGGCUUCGAGGGAAUUCUUCGAGGAGCAGCAACCUGUUUCUAUGCAUUUGUUGGUUUCGACUGUAUUGCUACCACUGGAGAAGAAGCCCAGAAUCCCCAGCGUUCCAUCCCGAUGGGCAUCGUGAUCUCACUAUCUGUCUGCUUUUUUGCGUAUUUUGGUGUCUCUUCUGCACUCACCCUCAUGAUGCCUUACUACCAGCUUCAGCCUGAGAGCCCUUUGCCUGAGGCAUUUCUCUACACUGGAUGGGCUUCUGCCCGCUAUGUUGUGGCUGUUGGCUCCCUCUGUGCUCUUUCUACAAGCCUCUUGGGCUCCAUGUUCCCCAUGCCUCGGGUGAUCUAUGCAAUGGCAGAGGAUGGCCUCCUGUUCCGUGUACUUGCUCGGAUCCAUACUGGCACACACACCCCAAUCGUAGCCACUGUGGUUUCUGGCAUUAUUGCAGCAUUCAUGGCAUUCCUCUUCAAACUCACUGAUCUUGUGGACCUCAUGUCAAUUGGGACCCUGCUUGCUUACUCCCUGGUGUCAAUUUGUGUUCUCAUCCUGAGGUAUCAGCCUGAACAGGAGAUAAAGACUGGGGAAGAAAUGGAGUUGCAGGAGGAGAUGAUAACUACUGAAUCAGAGAAGCUGACCCUACGGGGACUAUUUUUCCCACUCAACUCCAUCCCCACUGCAGUCUCUGGCCAAGUUGUCUAUGUUUGUUCCUCAUUGCUUGCUGUCCUGCUGACUGCUCUUUGCCUGGUGCUGGCCCAGUGGGGAGUUCCACUGCUUUCUGGAGACGUGGUGUGGAUUACAGUGGUUGUGUUGCUCCUGCUGCUCAUUAUUGGGAUCAUUGUGGUCAUCUGGAGACAGCCACAGAGCUCCAUUCCCCUUCACUUUAAGGUGCCGGCUUUGCCUUUCCUCCCACUAGUGAGCAUCUUUGUGAAUAUUUACCUUAUGAUGCAGAUGACGGCUGGUACCUGGGCCCGAUUUGGGGUCUGGAUGCUGAUUGGUUUUACUAUCUACUUUGGCUAUGGGAUCCGGCACAGCCUGGAAGAGGUUAAGAGUAAGCAACGCUCACGCAAGUCUAGGGCCAAAACUGGCAGUAUCUAUGUCCACAGAGUUUGAUAUCGUCACACCUAAAUGCUGCCUGGUCCCCUGCACAAUAAUGGAGAGUACUCCUGACCCCAGUGAGUGCUUGCCCUCCCCUGUGAUCGUGGUGGUGGAUACUAAUAGAGCUCUGUAUGAUGUGAAGGAUAUGUCUUUGCUAUUUCUUGCCUGUUUUAACCUGUCUGCUUCUAAAUGAUGUCUAGCUGCUUACUAACUUUAAAAAAUGAUAUUAAAAAAAGUAGAAAAA